UCGGUGGUGACGCUCGGCUCUGUUUGAUCGGCUCGUCCCCCGAGGAUGCCGUCCAGUUGAGAGUCAAGAUGACUGUCCUCCUGCUGCUGUUUGUCGUCUGCGUGGCGUCGGGCGUGCUGCCACAGGCUCCGCCCACGCCGACGUCACAGUCGUCAUCAACUGUGACGUCACUAUCAAAUCCUGACGUCAGCUCCAAGAUGGCGUCGCCACGUGCCGCCCCGUCGCCGGAGGGCCGGCUGCCUCUGCAGGGCGAGCAGGAGCAGCCCGGCGCCCCCAGCAACACGGCCGUCGGACCCAUGAGCUUCGCCAAGAUGGCGACCGAGGACAGCGUGCUGUGCAUGGACGAUGAGUGCUUCGCGGCGCUCCUGGCGCAGAUGCUGCGAGGUCGCGGCGCGGAUGCCCUCGACGGCGACGAGGCCGAGAUUCCUGGAGGAAGGCGUGCUGCCCGAGGCAGUGAGGCGCCUGUUCGCCGACUACGUCCAACGCGUGACCGUCGAAGACCCUGUCACGGGUCGCCUGGGUAUUCGGAGGCGGAGGGCCAGGGCACGGUGGAGGAGCCGGUCUCGGCGGAGGAGCCAGCUUCAGCGGAGGAUGUGGACAACUACAGCCACAUCGGAGACUCCGGUAUCCACGGGACCGGACCGGACGCGCCGUUCCACGCGGUCUCGCCACCGCCGCAACAUCAGCUGUGUGAAGACGGCUGCGGGCAGGACAUGGUGGACGAGAUCGAGACGUUCUUCAGCAAGAACGACCCGUUCCGUGAUGUGGCCAGUCUGAAGGACGAGGAGAUCCGCCUGGAUGAGCCCCCUAGCUACCAGCACGUGCACCUGGGUCCGACCCAGACGAGCCUGGGCCCCGGCCCGCCGCUGGUCGGCCUGUUCGAGGGCCUCGACUACCUGCCCGACAUCCCUGACCCCGACGUCCUGGAGGCAGAGUACGCACAGGCUGUGGGCCAGGGGUAUCAGCAGGAGGGCCAAGGCUACCAGCAGGAGGAUCAGGGAUACCAGCCGGAGGGUCAGGGCUACCAGCAGGAGGGCCAGGGCUACCAGCAGGAGGGUCAGGGAUACCAGCAGGAGGGUCAGGGCUACCAGCCAGAGGGUCAGGGCUACCCGCAGGAAGGCUUCAGGGACGGCGGAGGUCACGGGGGUGGGGGUCAUGGAGGAGGUGGUCACGGAGGAGGUGGUCAUGGAGGAGGUGGCCAUGGAGGAGGUGGCUAUGGAGGGGAAGGAGGGGGUUAUGAACAAGGAUCCAGUUAUACCACACACACGCAUAGCAACGGCCCAAGUAUUGGCGACUAUGAGCCUCCGAAACCCAGCUAUUCGCCGCCUGGGAAGGGUUACUCCCCUCCUAAACCUUCCUAUGGGCCAACCGAGCCCAGCUACGGACCUCCUAAGCCAAGCUACGGUCCUCCCCAACAUGGAUAUGAGCCACCAAAACCAAGCUAUGGUCCCCCUCAAAAGGGGUAUGAACCACCCAAACCUAGCUACGGUCCACCUCAGAAGGGAUAUGAACCACCCAAACCUAGCUACGGUCCACCUCAGAAGGGGUAUGAACCACCCAAACCUAGCUACGGUCCACCUCAGAAGGGAUAUGAACCACCCAAAUCUAGCUACGGUCCACCUCAAAAGGGGUAUGAACCACCCAAACCUAGCUAUGGUCCACCUCAAAAGGGUUAUGAACCACCCAAACCUAGCUACGGCCCCCCUCAGAAGGGGUAUGAACCACCGAAAUCGAGCUAUGGUCCUCCACCACAAAGCUACGGUCCACCCCAGCAAAGUUACGGGCCACCUCCCCAGAAGGGCUACGGGCCACCUCCCCACCAAAGUUAUGGACCGCCGCCACAAAAGGGUUACGGGCCGCCGCCCCAAAAAGGAUACGGGCCGCCGCCCCCAAAAGGCUAUGGGCCGCCUCCUCAAAAGGGGUAUGGCCCUCCGCCCCAUAAGGGCUAUGGGCCGCCGCCACAAAAGGGCUAUGGGCCGCCGCCACAAAAGGGCUACGGCCCCCCACCGAAACCAAGCUACGGGCCACCCCAGCAAAGCUACGGUCCCCCACCUCAGAAAGGCUACGGGCCCCCUCCUCAAUAUGGUUACGGUUACGGGCGGAGCACCAUUCCAUACCAUCCCCCAUUUGGACCCCAUCCCCAUCCCCAUUUCUUCCGGCCGAGGCCGCCGCCUCGUCCGUUACACCACAUCCACCGGCGACAAGACGGUGGCAUAGAAGACGGGCCAGAUCCUUCACGUACCGGUGAAGGUCACGACACGGUCACCGUGACACCGCACAAGGUCGAAGUCAAGAUCGUCAAGGAUAAGUCGGGGACGGAAACACAGCACGUACGCUUAUACACAAAGGACGCGGCUGGCUAGCGGAGAGCUUGUGGCGGUGUUGGAGCGUGACGUGCGAUCGGUGUGAUGUGUUUAGGUCAUUGUUAUGAUUGUUACGGUGUUGGUUGAAAGACGGAUGUGCAGCCGUUUGCUAUUCAGCUGUGUUGGUGCCAAUUUCGUUCGGAUGAUAUUACGCGCAUGCGUAGAGCAGGCUGACCCGCCUGCGUUUUGUUUUUGUUAACCUCGUUUGUGGGUGCAGGUAGAUGCUUGUGUUGGGCGGGGUGCAGUAGAGCCGGCGCCACAAAACAGACUCUCCGUCAAGCCGUGCUGCCCCUGCCUGCGUUUCGUCCUGAUGAUAAGUGACACCAGUCCGUUGGGCAACACAGUCACUCAAACUACUGUCGUCGUCGAAUCCCUCAUCACUUGUCUCUCGUGUUUCGGAGGGUGACGGUCGUCGAAUCUUUUGAUCGAUCAACAUUACUAUUAAGAAUUUGAUUACAA
This is a messenger RNA of Pollicipes pollicipes, 2822 nucleotides long. Its product is annotated as trithorax group protein osa. Lineage: Eukaryota; Metazoa; Arthropoda; Thecostraca; Pollicipedomorpha; Pollicipedidae. The transcript is spliced from 5 exons. The record is from RefSeq and is a predicted model, not a curated record. Bases 69 to 2363 code for a protein of 764 amino acids.